This is a messenger RNA of Coniosporium apollinis CBS 100218, 2517 nucleotides long. RefSeq lists its product as uncharacterized. Bases 1 to 2517 code for a protein of 838 amino acids. The transcript has 3 exons. Lineage: Eukaryota; Fungi; Ascomycota; Dothideomycetes. The record is from RefSeq and is a predicted model, not a curated record.
AUGGACCCCGCAACAGCAGGUGUCGCUUUCGUUGGAUUCGCCGCUAGCCUAACCACGCUUCUCAGCCUCGCGGUAAUGAGUGCUCAAACACUUUACAGCCUGCGCGAGAAGUUGAAAAGCGCGCCAACCGAAGUCCGAUGGCUUGAGCAGAGUCUUAAGAUUUACGCCAAUCUUCUCAAGGAAAUCCAAACGCAGCAUGCGAAUGCGGUGAAAAGCGGCUCCGUCUGCCUAGAGGAGCUGUGGAAGAGUUCGAUGGUGCAGAUGCAGGAUGACUUUACGGGCUUGGAGAUUACUGUUAAGAGACUCCAUCGCUUGUUGAGUGAGGGUGGUUUGUCGCAAAUGGCCAUUCGACUGAGAAUACGCCAUGUUUUUGAUGAAGAAACAGCUGCUAAGCAUCGGGCUAAGGUGCUAAGUCACAUUCAGACUCUCACAUUGUUGUAUACCUUUAUUUCCGACCGCAAGAUGGAUAGACUAGCUAUAGAGACCCGCUCCGGCUUGUCAAGCAGCGAAAAUAGGCUUCAGAUGGUGUCUACUAAACUAGACACUAUGACGACUUCUAACCAGCAAGAUGCUCAAUAUCAACAGGAGCUUCUGGAACGCAUAGACCGGCGCCUAGAAGACAUGCAGUACAAGCUGCAUUUAUGGUCCCUGGACAACUAUAUGGGUGGGCUGGCCGCGUUUGGCUAUCAGUUGCUGUGCGACUGUAGGGGAUUUCCACAAGAUCAUCAAUACCUCCGUGUGAGACUCAAGCUUGAGCAAACGCGACUUCUGAACUGGGGUCGUGUCGCACAAGUCAAAUUCGGUCAGGGAUUGGCACUGAGCAAUGAAGUCAAGCUCGCCUUGCGCCAUCUUCUGAAUGAGAAUCGCGAUAUGCUUGGCCACUUUGGGAGAUUUGAUGAGACCGGCAGACCAUUACGGAUGGCUCUCAUUGCCGAGGUUUCUAAGCCACUCGAUGUCGACGCGCCGUCUUCACCGGGACAGCUGGAAGCAUUUACGGAGUUUCACCGUCGGUUUCCCGAACUAGACACAUUCUCCAUGGCAGCAAUCACCUACGCAGAGCGCCAUCAUCGAUAUCCAGGUAGACUUAGAUGGAUAUCGUGGGACCGAAGAAGGACUGAGCAACUGAUUGAGCGACUCGCUAUAAGCAACGAUCGCAUGGAGGGCAUUAUGAGCGCUCAGCAUGUGCAGGCCCUUAUUGAAUUGCGGAAGCGAUCGGACUUCCAAAUCAUGCAGCUCAAUAGCAAAGUCAGCCAUCUCGUGGAAAUCUUCGAGGCCGCCUACGUGCUUCGCGAACUAGGUGGAAGGUCUGCAUUUUAUAACUCUCCAAAAGGCGGACUACCAGAGGGUGAAGUAACUUCGAACCCCAUAAUUCACUCCGAGAAACAGGAGCUGGCUUCUCUUGCGCAAUUCAAGGUUCUACGCUCCGCGAUCGACGCAAAUUCCCUGAGUGAUGAACUGGUUUAUGCUCUUAGGCUUGAUCGUUCAGCUGAAGAGGUUAUUGACGUCGAGUUAUCCAGGUCAGCCAUCCAGCUUCUCGCUGAAGGAAAAGAGGCUGAAGACAUUGGACUACGACCGGAGGCGUACUACGGGACCGAAACUAGAGAAAAAGUCUGGAUAGAAUGGAAACCAUACGACCCGCAGCCACUUGAUGAUGGCCCGGAUCCGAUUGUACUGCACCGGGUUCAGGCUCUUGUCGCAUUGCUGAGGGAUAACAGCAGAUCGAAGCUAUUCAAAGCGCCAGAUUGUGUAGGGUACUUCCAAGACCGCAAUCCUGACACGGGCGGAAACAAUUGCAGGUUCGGCUUUGUUUUCAGACAACCUCUGAGCGGAUGUUUCGCAUCCCGGCCUGUCUCGCUUCUGGAUGUUCUGCAAGACUCGGAGUUCUCCACGCCCCAAGUCAGCACACGCAUCUCUUUGGCGGUAGCAUUGGUAGAAUCCAUCGAGCGACUUCACACCGUCGACUGGCUACACAAAGGUCUUCGUAGUCACAACAUCAUAUUCUUUCGCGAUGAGCGUGGAUGCGUCAAUCUGCAUGAUCCUUACAUAACUGGUUUUGAGUAUUCUGUACCCGUGCAGAAUGAAGACAUGACCGAGAGGCCGCCCGAAAAUCCCGCGUACGACAUCUACCGCCAUCCUAUGGUCCAAGGUUAUACGAUUCGGACUCAGGAUAACCUUUUCAAGAAAAUUUACGAUAUUUAUAGCUUCGGUGUCAUCCUGCUGGAGCUGGCGUACUGGAAACCGUUGGAUGAGAUACUUGGCUUUCCUAAUCUCAGGAAAGUACGGCCAAAUCAAACAAGAGACACCCGACAGCGGCUGUUGCUGCAGAAAGAGUUCCUCGGUUGCGCGAGGACAUCCAUGGGAGACACGGUGGUGACUGUCGUGAGGAUGUGUCUGGAGGGGCCGGUGGCAUUUGGGGUCGAGAACGGUACUGACGAAUCGGACCCUUUGGUAGCUUUACGGCUGCAGGAUGCCUUUUAUGAGCGGGUUGUCAGACAACUUCAAUCAGCGAAGCCUUGA